UUGGCUGAAUGCUCCGCGGAGGCUUCGGGGGUUUGGGGCGUCGGGGAGUGUGCGAGGUGGCCGCGGCUGUGUGCACUAGCGGAGACAAAGCGGUGGCUGUGGUGUCUGUGACGGCGGCGGCAGAGCAGCUCUAAACGCUGAAUUUCGUGUUGCUGAGUCCUGUCACCAUCUCAACUAGCGCGGCGCGCGGGCGGCGGCGGAGGCAGCGGCGGCGGCGGCGGCGGAGGCGGCAGCAGCACAUGGUUCCAAGAGCGCGCUGCGGCUGUUGGGUUCCAGUUCCGCGGGGAGGGACAAAGGCAGUUGUGAGAUCCGGGUAGUGCCCGGUCAGGUGGUGCGCUCGCCACUGCCCUCGAUCUGGUCCUUGAAAGCCGGGAGUAGCUCCUCUUCGUGAGGAGGCCGCCACGGACCGAGGCCCGGGAGGGCCUGGGAGGCUGAGGCUGUUGUCUGAGGGACGUGGGGGCGGGGCGCGGCCUGCCCGAGGUGCUGUGGGCGGGUCAUUUUGAGGUGUUUAUGUGGGCCAAGUGUGAGGUAAUCUGACCACCACCCAGAACUGGGUUUGGUCUGGCUUUGAAAAAAGAAAUCAUGAGUGCCUAGGAGCUUUUUCAGUUGGGAGUUGGUGAAGCUGCAACUUGCGCCAUAUAACACUCCGUCGACAUCUUGGUCUCUGGUCUUGGGCCUGUUUAAGAAUCCUGGCAUCACGUGUGGCGAAGACAUGGCUGAUCAGUUUUCUGACAGAAGUGGGUAAAUUUCCGGAUUGGUAAAUUUUCUAACAGGAAAUUUCGGGGGACCAAAAAAGGCUGGAAGAACAUGAAGAUGGAGCAGUCAUAAACCGCCCACUCAAGGACCAUCUCCUUCAGGACCAUCCACACGAGACUCAGAUUGUCUGAAUUGAGCUAUCGCAACUUCAUGCCAAAAGCUCCUUAAAGCUACAGAUUUAUGACAUAGUUCCUUCCAAAAUAUUACAUCGUAAUCAUUGAGAAGAUUAAAACAUUUGAAGAAAUUGUAGUUUUAAACAUCUCUGCAUAUAUUUUGGAUAGUUACUAGGUUACUUUAACUGUCAUUAAGGAGCACAGACUUACUGAAGCCUUACUGGACGGAAUCCUGGGAAACUGAUAUCAUUAUAAGAUUAUAUUUCCCAGGUAGUGGGUGAAGGGCUGGAGACCUUAUUGCAGUCAUGGCUUUCACAAAUUACAGCAGUCUGAAUCGAGCUCAGCUAACGUUUGAAUAUCUGCACACAAAUUCAACCACUCACGAAUUCUUGUUUGGUGCUCUUGCUGAACUGGUUGAUAAUGCAAGAGAUGCUGAUGCCACCAGAAUAGAUAUUUAUGCAGAAAGACGAGAGGACCUUCGAGGAGGAUUUAUGCUUUGCUUUUUGGAUGAUGGAGCAGGAAUGGAUCCAAGUGAUGCUGCCAGUGUGAUCCAGUUUGGGAAGUCGGCCAAGCGAACACCUGAGUCUACUCAGAUUGGGCAGUACGGGAAUGGGUUAAAAUCGGGCUCAAUGCGCAUUGGGAAGGAUUUUAUCCUGUUCACCAAGAAGGAAGACACCAUGACCUGCCUCUUCCUGUCUCGCACCUUUCAUGAGGAAGAGGGCAUUGAUGAAGUGAUAGUCCCACUGCCCACCUGGAAUGCUCAGACCCGGGAACCUGUCACAGACAAUGUAGAGAAAUUUGCCAUUGAGACAGAACUCAUCUACAAGUACUCUCCCUUCCGCACUGAGGAGGAAGUGAUGACCCAAUUUAUGAAGAUUCCUGGGGACAGCGGAACAUUGGUGAUCAUCUUCAAUCUCAAACUCAUGGAUAACGGAGAGCCAGAACUAGACAUAAUCUCAAAUCCAAGAGAUAUCCAGAUGGCAGAGACGUCCCCGGAGGGCACGAAGCCAGAGCGGCGCUCGUUCCGUGCCUAUGCCGCUGUGCUCUAUAUUGAUCCCCGGAUGAGGAUCUUCAUCCAUGGGCACAAGGUGCAGACCAAGAGGCUGUCUUGCUGCCUGUACAAGCCCAGGAUGUACAAGUACACAUCAAGCCGUUUCAAGACCCGUGCGGAGCAGGAGGUGAAGAAAGCAGAGCAUGUAGCAAGGAUUGCUGAAGAGAAGGCGCGGGAGGCAGAGAGCAAAGCUCGGACAUUAGAAGUACGCCUAGGUGGAGACCUCACGCGGGACUCCAGGGUGAUGUUGCGACAGGUCCAGAACACAGCCAUCACUCUGCGCAGAGAAGCUGAUGUCAAGAAGAGGAUCAAGGAGGCCAAGCAGCGAGCACUUAAAGAACCUAAGGAACUGAAUUUUGUUUUUGGGGUCAACAUUGAACACCGGGAUCUGGAUGGCAUGUUCAUCUACAACUGUAGCCGGCUGAUCAAAAUGUAUGAGAAAGUGGGCCCACAGCUGGAAGGGGGCAUGGCAUGCGGCGGGGUUGUUGGGGUUGUUGAUGUGCCCUACCUAGUCCUGGAGCCUACACACAACAAACAGGACUUUGCUGAUGCCAAGGAGUACCGGCACCUGCUCCGAGCAAUGGGGGAGCACCUGGCGCAGUAUUGGAAGGACAUUGCCAUCGCCCAGCGGGGAAUCAUCAAGUUCUGGGAUGAGUUUGGCUACCUCUCUGCCAACUGGAACCAGCCCCCAUCCAGUGAGCUGCGUUACAAACGCCGGAGAGCUAUGGAAAUCCCCACCACCAUCCAGUGUGAUCUGUGUCUGAAAUGGAGAACCCUCCCCUUCCAGCUGAGUUCUGUGGAAAAAGAUUACCCUGACACCUGGGUUUGCUCCAUGAACCCUGAUCCUGAACAGGACCGGUGUGAGGCUUCUGAACAAAAGCAGAAGGUUCCCCUGGGAACAUUCAGAAAGGACAUGAAGACACAGGAAGAGAAGCAGAAACAACUGACAGAGAAAAUUCGCCAGCAGCAGGAGAAGCUGGAGGCCCUUCAGAAAACCACACCCAUCCGCUCCCAAGCAGACCUGAAGAAAUUGCCCUUGGAAGUGACCACCAGACCUUCCACUGAGGAACCUGUGCGUAGACCUCAGCGUCCUCGGUCGCCCCCUUUACCUGCUGUGAUCAGGAAUGCCCCCAGCAGACCCCCUUCUCUGCCAACUCCUAGACCAGCCAGCCAGCCCCGAAAGGCUCCUGUCAUCAGCAGUACACCAAAGCCCCCUGCUUUGGCAGCCCGGGAGGAGGCCAGCACAUCCAGGCUGCUUCAGCCACCUGAGGCACCCCGAAAGCCUGCCAACACUCUUGUCAAGACUGCAUCCCGACCUGCCCCUCUGGUGCAGCAACUGUCCCCAUCUUUACUGCCCAACUCCAAGAGCCCUCGGGAGGUUCCUUCUCCCAAAGUCAUCAAGACUCCAGUGGUGAAGAAGACAGAGCCAUCCAUCAAACUCUCCCCGGCUACCCCUAGUCGGAAGCGGAGUGUCGCAGUUUCUGAUGAGGAAGAAGUUGAGGAAGAAGCUGAGAGGAGGAAGGAGAGGUGCAAGCGGGGCAGAUUUGUUGUGAAGGAGGAAAAGAAGGACUCGAAUGAGCUCUCAGACAGUGCUGGGGAAGAGGACUCGGCUGACCUCAAGAGAGCUCAGAAAGAUAAAGGGCUGCACGUGGAGGUGCGUGUGAACAGGGAGUGGUACACAGGCCGUGUCACAGCCGUGGAGGUGGGCAAGCAUGUGGUGCGGUGGAAGGUGAAGUUUGACUACGUGCCCACAGACACAACACCAAGAGACCGCUGGGUGGAGAAAGGCAGUGAGGAUGUGCGGCUGAUGAAACCCCCUUCUCCGGAACAUCAGAGCCUUGAUAUGCAACAGGAGGGCGGGGAGGAGGAGGUGGUCCCUGUGGCCCAGCAGGCCAUAGCUGUGGCAGAGCCCUCCACUUCCGAAUGCCUCCGCAUUGAGCCUGAUACCACUGCCCUGAGCACCAAUCACGAGACCAUCGACCUGCUCGUCCAGAUCCUCCGGAAUUGUUUACGGUACUUCCUGCCUCCAAGUUUCCCCAUCUCCAAGAAGCAGCUGAGUGCUAUGAAUUCAGAUGAGCUAAUAUCUUUUCCUCUGAAAGAGUACUUCAAGCAAUAUGAAGUAGGGCUCCAAAACCUGUGCAAUUCCUACCAGAGCCGUGCUGACUCCCGGGCCAAGGCCUCCGAGGAAAGCCUGCGCACCUCCGAGAGGAAGCUCCGCGAGACGGAGGAGAAGCUGCAGAAGCUGAGGACCAACAUCGUGGCACUCCUGCAAAAGGUGCAGGAGGUGAGCCCGGCAGCCUUCCUGUUGCAGCUGGACCACCUGGUCUCUCAGGGAGGGGGGCCUGGGCCCUGUUCCUGUUCUCACAAGAAUCUGUGCACUCACAGGAAUCUAUGGUUCUCACCCUGGCUGCACAGCACCCUGGCAGGAGGGCUUGAGAUGGUGUGGCUGCCUGGGCCUCAGCCCAGCCAGACCCAUAGAACCAGGCUUUUUCCCUUUAGACAUUCUGACGUACAACCUGGUUUGAGAACCCUCCAAGCCAUAAAAACGAAGUUCUUUUCCAGAUGACGCCCAGAUGGGAUUGGGUAGCCCAGAAGUGGGGAGCGCCCCUUAGCCUGUUGGUCCUUCAUCCAGGCAAUAAGCAUGAGGGCCUGCUCUGUGCCUGUCCUGUGGAUACAGAAUGAACAAGACAAGCCAGAGAAGGUUCCUGCUCUCACAGCCUGCCAGUCUGGUGGAAGAGAGAAUUACUGAUGGUGGUUCAUAAGGAGAUACAGUAAAGUGUGGGGAGGCCACUUGACUAGGGUGUUCAGGGGCUUAGGCAUUUGGAGACACUGGAAGCCAGUCAUGCAAAGAGUGUGACACGAGCAUUCCAGGCAGAAGGAAGAAGAGCAGGACUUGAGGCCUGAGCAGGGACUUGGGGGCAGUAGGGGCAGAGGCCGGGCUUGAAAGUUGUGGGAUUUGAUCCCGAGAACAGUGGAGAUCACUGGAGGGGUGUGGCAUGAUGCAGUUUUCAGUCUCAGACAUUUACCUGCUUGAUUGGAGGAGGCCUGGAGGGGUCAAAGUUAGAACCAGAGCCUCCUGUGAGGAGGCUCCCACAGUUGUCUGAGACAAUGGUGGCCUGGACCUUGGGCAGUGACAGAGAAGGGAGAGAAGUGGGCAUAUUUGUAGUAUCUGAGGGAAACAUACAUCGAAGACAAUUGGGAACAUGGGGUAGAGGCAGGGUGGGUGUAGGAAAUUUGGGCAUCAUCUGUGCACAGUAGAUGAGGGAGGGGAGAGUGAUUAAGACAGGACAGAAGCCUGACAUCCAGGGCAGGGUGGGAGGUCAGGGAGAGGACUCUGGGCUCCAUCUCAGGAGCUGAGAGAAGGGUGGAAAGGUGAGCCCCCCCCCCAAUCA
Symphalangus syndactylus (siamang) is the source of this 5312-nucleotide messenger RNA. It is a transcript of the gene MORC2, whose product is annotated as MORC family CW-type zinc finger 2. Gene Ontology annotation, molecular function: zinc ion binding. The record is from RefSeq and is a predicted model, not a curated record. NCBI's taxonomy places the organism in Eukaryota, Metazoa, Chordata, Mammalia, Primates, Hylobatidae. Gene Ontology annotation, cellular component: nucleus.